CUCAGACAGGCGUCAUCUCUCCGAGAUCCUCUCUGGAGUUGUGGCGAUUUUCUACCGGACUGCGAUUCAUUUGACGUGGACAUCAGGUUAAAGAACGGUUUCAUUUAUACACCAGCUGAAUAUUAUCAGACGAAUAACCCAAGAUGCCUGGUCCAGCAGCAAGUGCUACCAAUGUCGGGGCCUCCAGCCGCUCACCCAGCAAGACUGUAGCUCCCCGGGCGGCCGGGUCCACAGUCAGACAACGGAAAGCGACGAGCAGCGGAACUCGUAGCGCUGGCAGGACCACAGCAUCAGCAGGAACAGGGGGCAUGUGGCGCUUCUACACUGAAGAUUCACCAGGACUCAAAGUAGGUCCUGUCCCUGUUCUGGUGAUGAGCCUGCUCUUCAUUGCGUCUGUGUUCAUGCUGCACAUCUGGGGGAAGUACACCCGCUCCUAACCUCUGACCCCUCCUGUUCGGCCUCUUAACCCUAACCUGGACCAAACCAGCAGAACAACGACCCUCGUCCACCCUCCAACACUUACACUAACUGUUUCUAUGCAUCUCAACAGCAGAUAUAUAUCUGUAGUGAUGGUGUUGGUUUUUGGUAUUUUCCUUGUUGCAUUGUCCCUUUCAAUGUUCAUUUGGAGGAAGUCCCACUAGACUGUAACCUUGCAGCCCCCUCCAGUGGAAGUGUGUCUGGGCCCGCUCACCCCCUCUGCUGUGUGGGUUAGGGGGCUGUUAGUAGACACCACCACCACCACAUUUAUCUCCUGCCGGAAUUAGGACAUGAAGAUUUUUUUUUUUUUUUUUACAUCAUUUGUACACAAAUGUUAUUGUGAUAUUGCACAAUAAAAAUUAACUCAAGUA
Molecule: messenger RNA, 848 nt
Organism: Hypomesus transpacificus
Lineage: Eukaryota; Metazoa; Chordata; Actinopteri; Osmeriformes; Osmeridae
Gene: sec61b
Product: SEC61 translocon subunit beta
Exons: 4
Coding region: 144-437 (97 amino acids)
Biological process (GO): intracellular protein transport
Cellular component (GO): Sec61 translocon complex
Source: RefSeq, a predicted model, not a curated record